CCGCCCCCCCUCCCACAGCCCGUUGCCAGGGCGGCGCGCGGACUCGUCGUGGCGGGUGGCGGCUAUGAGCGGGGUACUGGACGUGCUGUGGGAGGACCGGGAUGUCCGCUUCGACAUCUCCCCGCAACAAAUGAAAAUGAGACCUGGAGAGGUCCUUAUAGACUGCUUAGAGUCUGUUGAAGAUACCAAAGGAAACAAUGGAGACAGAGGCCGACUGCUUGUGACAAAUUUGCGGAUCAUUUGGCGCUCACUGUCGUUGCCCAGAGUCAAUCUCUCUGUCGGUUACAACUGUGUUAUAAAUAUAACUACAAGAACUGCCAACUCAAAAUUACGAGGGCAGACAGAAGCUCUGUAUAUAUUGACUAAAUGUAACAAUACUCGGUUUGAGUUCAUAUUUACCAAUGUUGUUCCUGGAAGUCCCAGACUCUUCACUUCAGUUAUUGCUGUGCACAGAGCUUAUGAAACUUCCAAAAUGUAUCGUGAUCUGAAGCUGAGAAGUGCAUUGAUUCAAAACAAGCAACUGAGAUUGUUACCACAGGAACAAAUAUAUGAUAAAGUCAAUGGAGUUUGGAAUUUAUCAAGUGACCAGGGAAAUUUGGGAACAUUUUUUAUUACUAAUGUGAGAAUAGUUUGGCAUGCAAAUAUGAACGACAGCUUUAAUGUCAGCAUACCAUAUCUACAAAUUCGUUCAAUAAAAAUGAGAGACUCCAAGUUUGGUUUGGCACUUGUGAUAGAGAGUUCUCAGCAGAGUGGAGGAUAUGUACUUGGUUUUAAAAUAGACCCUGUAGAGAAACUACAGGAGGCAGUGAAAGAGAUUAAUUCACUUCACAAAGUUUAUUCAGCUAAUCCUAUAUUUGGAGUGGAUUAUGAAAUGGAAGAAAAGCCUCAACCCCUUGAAGACCUAACAGUGGAGCAGGUUCCAGAUGAUGUGGAAAUAGAAUCUGAUGAACAUACAGAUGCUUUUGUGGCUUACUUUGCUGAUGAAAACAAGCAACACGAUCGGGAGCCUGUUUUUUCAGAAGAACUGGGACUUGCAAUAGAGAAGCUAAAGGACGGAUUCACACUCCAGGGACUCUGGGAAGUAAUGACCUGAUUUAGAUUGGCACGUUUGUUUCCUAAGCAAGGAGAAACUCUUGGUUCUUGCUGGAUUUAGAUCUGCAGAAGAUAAUUUAGAAAUAUCGGAAUAGCAGAGAAAGAACAUGCCAAAGCUAAAGAGCAGGCAAAUAUUAUAUAAUAAGCCCCAGGCUAUGUCAUAAAAGAAAGAUUAUUCCAAAACCUUGUAUGCUUAAAGGCUUUGCAUUUCUUCUGCUGCCUCUAAGCAGUGGGAGGACAGCCACUCUGUAAGGCAGGCAGGGCGGGGUGCAGCUGCUGGGGGAAGCGCUGCCCCCUGCAGGCCCCCCUCGGUCACGGCUGUAAGGACCUGUGAAUUCCCUCUGCCUGUCAGACUGGGAGCACCUUGGAGUCCCUCUGCACAACGGCAUGGCAGUGCCAUUUGACACACUUGUAACCUCCGCUGUUUUCAAGAUUGUCCUUUUUCUCCCUCCCCUGACAACACGAGAGUUGGCCGUGGUGUUUCAGACCCCAUUUUAUACAACUUCAUGGCUCCUGUGUUUAUGGUAUUGCGCUUUGGCUGCCAGGACCAGGCACUGAUUGCCAUUUUACAUAGCACUAUGUCAGAAAAGGAAGCCUCCUCUUUUUCUGCACAUGGAGACCACUGUUUGAGACAGGGCAGUGUGAGGUAUGCAGUUUGACGCUCAAUAUCAAGUAUUCAUGUAUUUAUACAGAGUGAUGUACUUUCCCAUAAUGAUUAUGUUUGAAUUAAAUUUCCAUAACUUGUUUAAUGAUUUGCAACACAGAAACAUUUUGUACGUAGGCAUAUUGGCUGUGUUAUUGAUAGCUUUAAGAAAAAGCAGUUCUGUUCCAAAUAAUAGCUUUCAUGUCUCAUAAUUUUGCUAAAUAUUCAGCACUUAUCAUUCCAAGUAUUUAAUUAUAAUCCAGAUAUGCUCAUACAGUUGUUGUUUGUUCGUUUGUUUUUGCUAGAGCACUUUUUUAAGCAAUGAUCUAGAAAAAAAUGCACAUGCAAAUAGCUUCUGUGUGUAAGUCAUUAGACCUUUUAUGAUGUUAUGUGUUAUAGAGGAAUGAGUCAUUUAUUGUUUAAAGGAAGACACAGCUGUUACGUUUUCUAGUGAGAUAAAACCUCUGUGCUGUUUUCUAUAAAUGGAAAAAGUCAAAUGAGCUCUCCUCUCAGCUGUUAUUUCAGCAGCUGACUGUUAAAGUAACUGUGGUGUGAAUGUAAUACUGGUGUUUGUAGAAAACCUUUCAAGGUAUAUGUUUUAAUGAAAUACUACCUAUAUUGAAAAGCAGUCGUUAUUUCAAUAAACUUUGAUAAUACUAUA
Messenger RNA from Corvus hawaiiensis (hawaiian crow), 2396 nucleotides. RefSeq names its product Bardet-Biedl syndrome 5 (gene BBS5). NCBI's taxonomy places the organism in Eukaryota, Metazoa, Chordata, Aves, Passeriformes, Corvidae. Gene Ontology annotation, cellular component: ciliary basal body; BBSome. Bases 65 to 1093 code for a protein of 342 amino acids. The record is from RefSeq and is a predicted model, not a curated record. Gene Ontology annotation, molecular function: phosphatidylinositol-3-phosphate binding. The transcript has 12 exons. Gene Ontology annotation, biological process: cilium assembly; intracellular transport.